Messenger RNA from Nerophis lumbriciformis (worm pipefish), 3467 nucleotides. RefSeq names its product YTH N6-methyladenosine RNA binding protein F1 (gene ythdf1). Lineage: Eukaryota; Metazoa; Chordata; Actinopteri; Syngnathiformes; Syngnathidae. The record is from RefSeq and is a predicted model, not a curated record. Gene Ontology annotation, biological process: mRNA destabilization. Gene Ontology annotation, molecular function: N6-methyladenosine-containing RNA reader activity; mRNA binding. Gene Ontology annotation, cellular component: cytoplasm.
CUUCCGGUAGAGCAGACCCGGUUGAAGCUGCAGUCGGGGUAAGUUAGCAGGUCCGCCGAGGCAGCUCGACUAAUAAAUGUAACGGCGAGGGUUCGAACCCGCGGUGGGCUUCAUUUUUGACAGGACGUCUUGGAGCGUCGGCACGGACACGACAAGCCAAAGUCCCGCUCCUGCAGGAGACGCUGGAUAGCUGCCGCGGCUAACUAGCAAAGUAACAUCCUCUCUAGCUGUUAGCAUCUCCACAAAGCGGAGUUUGUGAAGCCUGCACACUCAACGUUCUGUCACACGGCUACAGACGCAACACCUGCAGGAUCAAUGAUGUCCGCUGCCAGCAUUGACCCGCAGAUAUCGAAAGGACAGGAUGCCAGCAAAGCCUUUCCAGUUUCAGUGCAGAACGGCUCCCUGCACCAAAAGGAUGCGGUCCACGACAACGAUUUUGAGCCUUAUCUCACUGGACAGUCCAAUCAGAAUAACAGCUAUCAGUCCAUGACAGACCCUUACCUGUCCAGCUACUACGCCCCGUCCAUUGGAUUUCCUUACCCCCUCAGUGAGGCUCCGUGGUCUACAGGUGGUGACCCGCCUAUACCCUACCUGACACCAUAUGCACCCCUCAGCAAUGGAGACCACCACUUCAUGCAUGACACAGUGUUUGGGCAGCCAGGGGGGCUCAGCAGCAGCAUUUAUCCCCACAGGUUUAACUUUUUCCCAGAGAACCCGGCCUUCUCCGCCUGGGGUACCAGUGGUUCUCAGGGCCAGCAGACUCAAAGCACAGCCUAUGGGGGGAGUUACAGCUACCCACCCAGCUCCUUAGGAGGCACUUUAGUCCCAGAUGGUCAGACCGGUUUCCAUAGCGACACCCUCAGCAAGGCCCCAGGUAUGAACAACCUAGAGCAGGGCAUGCUAAGCCUUAAAAUAGGCGGCGAUGUGACCGCAGGCAGCUCGGGUGUGAAGGCUGCUGGCUCGGUGAUCGGCGGUGGUGCCAGUGUCGCUGUUGCCGCGGGCAACGGGGGCGCACCAGUCGGAAUGCCGCCUCCGAAGCCAGCAUCGUGGGCUGCAAUUGCUAGUAAACCCGCCAAGCUGCAGCAACAAAAGACCAAGAACAAGCUGGGCACGUCCAUAGGUGGUGGACCUCUGCCCCAGCCCUCCAUCAAACACAACAUGGACAUUGACACGUGGGAUAAUAAAGUGGUUGCCACAAAGAUGGGUCCCCCUUUGCACCACCAUCACCACCACCAACAGCACCCGGCGCAGCAGCUUCACUCUCAUCCUGCCAGCCUCUUGCCUCCUCUUCAGCAGUCGCUACAGUCGGCCCAGUCUCUGGUGCAGCAGAUGACAAUGCAGGCUCCUCCACCCCCACCCCUCCAGUCCUAUCAGAACCACAACUCCGCUCCAGCACCUCAGACCCGCUGGGUCGCCCCACGCAAUCGCAACUUGUGUUACGGCGGUGGAAGCUUGGACAGUAGCGGCUCCUCAAAUGGCGGCGGUGUCGGUAAUGGGGGCGUAGGGGGCGGCUGCUUGGGACUAGAGCCGGGCUGCGAAUCCCAUCCCGUCCUGGAGAAGCUGCGAGCCGCCCACAGUUAUAACCCAAAAGAGUUUGACUGGAACCUAAAAAAUGGUCGAGUGUUCAUCAUCAAGAGCUACUCUGAAGAUGACAUUCACCGCUCCAUCAAGUACUCCAUCUGGUGCAGCACGGAGCACGGCAACAAACGUUUGGACUUGGCUUUCAGGGCCAUAAACUCCAAAGGUCCCGUCUACUUGUUGUUUAGCGUCAACGGCAGUGGCCAUUUCUGCGGUGUGGCGGAAAUGCGCUCGCCCGUGGACUAUGGCACCAGCGCUGGUGUUUGGGCGCAGGACAAGUGGAAGGGCAAGUUUGACGUGAACUGGUUGUUUGUUAAGGACGUGCCUAAUAGCCAGCUGCGCCACAUCCGCUUGGAGAACAACGACAACAAGCCGGUCACCAACUCGCGUGACACUCAAGAGGUUCCACUGGAGAAAGCCAAGCAGGUGCUGAAGAUCAUCGCCCAGUACAAACACACCACCUCCAUCUUUGAUGACUUUUCUCACUACGAGAAGAAGCAAGAGGAGGAGGAGGUGGUCAAAAAGAGCUAUGAACCUGCCACAAUACAGAGCCGACCUCGACUUGAUCAGGAUCGUCAGAAGUAAACAUGUGGCGCCUUGUGGAAGCUCAAUGGCAGGUCCUGCUGGGAUAAACACAAUGAAACGUAUUUAGAUUUAACAAAAAGAAGACACAUGGACAUGAAGAAUAUUGAAGACUAAUAUUUUUUCUAUUUAAUUUUGUCGACUCUGGUCUGUCUUAACCACGUCACUCACAGCUCCCCCAUCUUUAGGAAGUGUGAAGGGAUGAAGUCUCUUUAGUAUGACAUUCAUUCAUAUUUAAUUUUUUAAGCCUUAUCACUGCCCUGGAACAUUGGAAAAAUUGACAUAAACCUGCACGUCUGUUUUUAAGAUCCCACAACAACAUGCUGCUGAUAUUCAGUGACUGUUCACAUUGUGGUUUGUGUGUUGGAGAAAUGUGAAGUGCUUGUGUUGGUGACUCUUGCGAGUGAACAAACGUCUGCUAUCUGUGUGGCCACUUGUGUUCAGCAUAAUUACGGAACAUUUUGUCAUGUCCACUUUAGGAAUGUGUGCACCGCAAGUCUCCCUGCAGGCUAAAUGUGCUAAAAGUUUCAAAGAUUUGAUUGACUGAUGACACUAAUUUACAAUAGAGCAUCAUGGUGGAGAAAGCUUGUCUGCCUCAAUUGAUUCUUCCUCUCCACCACAGAGCCUUAAUGUUUCUUUUCAGCAUAGUUUCAGGGAAUUUGUGUUUUCAAUUACGGGCCCUCUCUGUUCUUAUUCAAAGAACGACUUAACAAAUAUGCUUUUUUCCAUUAGCACUACAUUUGGUUUCAUUCAACUGCUUUUUUCUUCUCUUAUUUACCUCUGUUUUCUUGCCGUCUUGUCCAAAUCUGGAAAGCAUGUAAUGCGUUUAAAACUUUGUCACUUGGUUUUGUAGUUCUUUAUUAACAUACUAGUAUUUGAUGAUGGCAUCAUUUCCACUGCUGUGACCUUUCGUCAUGCACCAUCAGAUAAUAUAAGCUUUAAUGUACUGGCAUUUUCUGACUACAAACGCCUCAAACGUUUAACUGUAGCAUUAUACCUAACUGAUUUAUUCUAAGUAUAUGGAAACCUGCAGAGACUAGCAUAUAUGCUAUAUGUUUGUGAUGUUUUUUUGUUUUUUGUUUUCAAAUAACUUGCUGUAUUCCGUCUGUGUGUGUUAGAAUGAGUGUCAGUAAAGAGAGGGAGUAUGACUGCGGUGCAACCAGAGCUAUAUAACAGUAUUGGAUUAUAGAAAAAGUUAUGCAAAAAAAGUUUAAUGUCACCCCUGAAUUUAAUAUCAUUGUAUCAGAGGUCACUAUCACAUUCUUAGAUUUGAUCAUAUUCAUUAUUAAAGAUAUACUUAUAUGUUA